This is a messenger RNA of Teleopsis dalmanni, 1538 nucleotides long. Its product is annotated as nocturnin-like. Gene Ontology annotation, molecular function: 3'-5'-RNA exonuclease activity. The transcript has 5 exons. The coding region runs from base 143 to 1348 and encodes 401 amino acids. NCBI's taxonomy places the organism in Eukaryota, Metazoa, Arthropoda, Insecta, Diptera, Diopsidae. The record is from RefSeq and is a predicted model, not a curated record.
UUUUUUAGUUAAUCGCAGAAACAAGCACACCUUAAUCGUCAUCGCUUUUUAUGUACGUAAAUUUAUUGAAAGCAAAAGUAAAGCGUCAUCAACAACAACAACUACGCAGGCAGCACAAGCAACUACGAAAAACACGACGCUAAUGGGCUCAUUCAAUGCGGCGCCAAAAAUAAAUAACAUAGACUCUCAGGAUGACGGACUCGAAAUACCCAAAGGUCUAACCACAAAUGAUCUGCUACAAUAUGUGAAACAUUUACGUGGUGAAAAUCAACACCAAUUGCUUUCCAGAUAUUUCCUAAAGCCAUCGCUGACAGUGAUGUCCAAUGAUAUUACUGACGGUUUCAGUUGCUUAAAAUUAAAUUCAGUUUCCAGAGUUUGCAGUGCUCCCAUAUCAUCGCCAAAUCAUAUACGUCUGUUCCAGUGGAAUAUAUUAUCACAAUCACUUGGUCAGAAUAACGAUGGCUUUGUUUGUUGUCCGGAUGAUGCCUUAACUUGGGAUCAUCGCAAAUUUCUCAUCAUACAGGAGAUUCUACAAAAUAAUCCGGAUAUAAUUUGUCUACAAGAGGUUGAUCAUUUUAAGUUCCUGCAAAAUAUUUUGGGCACACAAAACUAUGAAGGCAUUUUCUAUCCCAAACCCGAUUCACCUUGUCUGUAUAUCGAAGAGAACAAUGGACCAGAUGGUUGUGCUAUAUUCUACAACCGUGAUAAAUUCGAUUUGGUUAAUUUUGAUACUCGCAUUCUGGAAGUUUGGCGUGUGCAAAGCAAUCAAGUAGCCAUCGCUGCUAAUCUAUCUAUCAAGGCAACGGGCAUGGAGGUUUGUGUUUGCACCACUCAUCUGAAAGCACGGCAUGGUUCAUUGCUAGCGAAGCUACGCAACGAACAGGGACGGGACUUGUUGCGCUUCGCAAAACAAUUCGCCGAUGAACGACCAGUGUUACUAUGCGGCGACUUUAAUGCGGAACCAAUUGAACCAGUUUACUCAACAAUGUUGAACUCAGAUCACCUUAAUUUAUCAAGCGCAUAUGCGGAUAUCAAAAUUGAAGCUGAAAAUUUUACAAAUGACCAAAAUGAGGCAGUAGAUAUAUAUGAUAAAGUACAAAAUUCCAUGCAACAUGAACCACCAUACACUACCUGGAAAAUACGCGAGGAUGGCGAGGAAUGCCAUACCAUUGACUAUGUCUUUUAUUCAAAGGAUAAAUUUAAAGUUAAAAACUGCUUGGAAUUUCCACAAGGUGAAGAAAUUGGCAAGAAUCGCACGCCCUGCUAUCAGUAUCCAUCAGAUCACUUCUCGUUGAUAUGUGAUUUUGAAUUUCUUAAUAACGAAGAGCUUAAAAAUAAAAUACAGUGAGAUUUUACAGGGUUGUAGGGAGUAGUUGCACAAUUCUAUUGUAAUUCCGCUGGUAUUCACAGAUUCAAUUUAUAAAUUGUGAUAUUAGUUGUUAGCUAUAUUUUUAGAUUUUUAGUUUUGACGAUUUUUUAAUACAGGAACACAAAAUAAACUUUAUAAAAACUAUUUUGACUUAUUAUAAUAAAGAAAC